AUGUCGAACUAUUGUGGUCAUCCCGCGCUCGGCAAGGAAGACGAGGAAGCCUUCGCCCAUGCUGCACAUCAACUAGGCAAACUCAUGGACGACCCCUCCACCUGGAGGGACAGCAGAAGGGUUGAGCUGAUUGACGCCGCAUGGAUGUUCAUCGCGCAGUGGGCCCCUCCUCGUGGGACCCCUCCUAGUGCGGCCGGUGCUGUUACGCCGCAACCCGCCAGUACAGCGCCAUCGCCAGCAAAGAAGAAAACGGGCCGCCCUCCCAAGCCCGAGAACACUGGAGUACAUGCUGCAGUGUGCGCGAAUGCUGGUGCCCCCACCGACGGCCAAGGAAACCCCCACCUCUGUCGCGGCUCGGGUCGCGAAUAUGGGGUUUCCGAUCAACGAAAAGACGUUCGGCAACAAGUGGCCAGAGGCGUGGAAGCUCUGGGUGAAGCUCCCGACAAUGAAAUCGAUGGAGCUAACGCCUGUCUUCGACUGGGUGCCUAUGCGCUCACGCUUGACGAUCUCGUGGACGCGGUCACCCGCAAACGUCACGAAAUGCUAGCCAAGGGGUUCACAAACUUCAUCGUUCAACUCCUGAUCGACAGGAGGUGGCCCUUCAGCUGCAUCAAAGCGCUGGAGUCCCUGGUCAGGCUAUUCGAGGCGGGGGUGGAGAUCAAACACCUCAAAUCCACGGCUGUGCACAUGGAAGCGUUGAUUGUGGACGACGUAUACUGCUUUAGUGGCAGCGGUAACUUCUCCAAAAAUGCUACGACUCGCAACGCCGAGUUGAACACUACUGUUACAGGCAGUCACGCCGCCGACGUGGAAAAGUUCAAGGCCAAGAUCCAACAACUUCGGGAAAAGGAGAGCCAACCUCGCGAAAAGAGGAAGCGCCCGGGGAUCCUUUGGGUUUGA
This is a messenger RNA of Phytophthora sojae, 900 nucleotides long. RefSeq lists its product as hypothetical. The coding region runs from base 1 to 900 and encodes 299 amino acids. NCBI's taxonomy places the organism in Eukaryota, Oomycota, Peronosporomycetes, Peronosporales, Peronosporaceae. The transcript is spliced from 4 exons. Gene Ontology annotation, molecular function: catalytic activity. The record is from RefSeq and is a predicted model, not a curated record.